AUGGACCAAAGACUUGUGAAAAUGACCACAGGCCCCCAGGGUCUGGGAGUGAGUUUUUCCAAUAGCGAGAGGUUUCUGAUAGGGGUUCUUCAAGAUUUCCGAAACAGUAAGCCUCCAGGCGUGGCCGCUAGGCUGGAGAUCCGGUUCACUGGCACUCCGCUUUGCGAUAAAUUGCGUGGACUUGAAACCGGUGAGGUCGAGUUAACGAGCACAACGCUAUCUUGCAAGCGGUUUCGGCUGGAACUCGCGGGCUUUUUCCUCUCGUAUGGGGUGCGGUACAUUCGGCGCGCGACAGCUUAUGGUGUAGACCCCAUAUUCCACAUCGAUACAGCGAGUGACGAAGAACCAGGCGAGCCGCCUUGUGUCGCGACAGCCAGAGCUAAUAUCUUUGGGUUAAACGUCACUUUUUGCGAUUUCAGGGCCCUGAGCAGCCACUACUCAGUCAGCCACAACACAGCUCACGACCACGCAUCUCGUCGAGAGGCAACGAUCGAUACCAUAGCCUAUAACGUAAUCACAGAAACGUUGGAAGACCUCACAGGCUAUGGGCGCCAUGAUAUAUACCAUGGUAUCAUCAGAACACCAUUACCGAGCUAUAGCACCUUUCAAUAUGACCCUUUCAGAAUCAUACGUCUGACAAGGCUCGCGUGUGAUUUGCAAUAUAAACUUGCCCUUUCAACACUCCGAGCUAUGUCUGAUGUGAACUUUCACCAGGACUUGCUCGAUAUGCUUAUGACGGCUCAAUAUGGUCAGAGGCAGUUCGGAGUCGAGAUCAUGGAGCUCCUUAGGUGUCGUGACCCCUUAAAAGGCAUGUGGAUAAUCCACAGAUCAGGUCUCUACUCUCCGUUAUUUGUCAGCAUAACUUUGCGUCGAGAACUGGAACUGGUGUACCCCCACCGCAGAGCUUAUCAUUGUCCCUUUUGGCCAUACACGUAUGACAAUGUUUAUGGAAUAGUCAAUUGCCUGAUGAACGAAGGAAGCACCAGAUACAACAACGUAGCUAGCUAUCUUGAUGGUAUCGGUCCGGAGGAUACUUGGUUGACGGCAGCUUUUUCUCACCUCGCGCAGCUAAGGCCAAUGCCAACGGCACCAGAAGAAAGAGCAACCAUCUUGAAAGCAAUUAUUGAUUCAUUGGAAGCAAUCAACCCUGAUACCAAGAUAUCAUGCCAGCUAAGACUCGCCCUCAGCAAUUUGGAUGAUAUCCAGCUGUGUGUAGACAAGGUCGCGAAGAACCAGGUCCGAAAACCAAAAACAAUCGGCUUGCCGUUGAGGUGUUGGGGUCGCACUUGGAGAUUUCAGGUCUUUUACUCGAUGCUGGCAGAACUGGCGUAUCAAGGAGCUAACUUCGAGACUUGUACUCGAGUGAUGAGGAGGUAUGAGAGGUUUGCGUCAUAUAUUGAUCAGCAGUUGCUAGCCUUUGCAGUGCACAUGACGCCGCUUCUCGAUAGACAAAGUCUCUGGGACCUUUUCCGCGUGGAUGAAGAGGAGUGUGUUACCACCGCGAUCCUUGAAGCCGUCGUGUGCUGGCAGCUCGAUCAUCCAGGCGGCUCGCGGGAGGCGGCUAUCGAGUGGCUUAGUCACACACUGCUCCCUAUAUCACGUGAUCGCACAAAUAGCCAUUCUGACCUGCCUAUCAAGUUAAAAAGGGGAGAGAGAUGA
Arthroderma uncinatum is the source of this 1659-nucleotide messenger RNA. RefSeq lists its product as uncharacterized. Gene Ontology annotation, molecular function: nucleotidyltransferase activity. Gene Ontology annotation, biological process: tRNA 3'-terminal CCA addition. Lineage: Eukaryota; Fungi; Ascomycota; Eurotiomycetes; Onygenales; Arthrodermataceae. The coding region runs from base 1 to 1659 and encodes 552 amino acids. The record is from RefSeq and is a predicted model, not a curated record. The transcript has a single exon.